UCACUCACAAAAUAUCCCUUGAAGACUCUCUCUCUCUCUCUAAAAAUGGAGACGAACACAACGAAUGUGUGCCCGCCGCCGAUGAAGCCAACGUCAAAUGGUUCAUGGCAAGGCGAUAAUCCACUGGAUUAUUCACUGCCGUUAGUGAUCAUACAGAUCUGUUUGGUGGUCGUUUUAACAAGGACGUUGGCUUUCUUCUUAAAGCCUUUUAGGCAGCCCAGAGUCAUUGCUGAGAUCAUUGGCGGGAUACUGCUGGGCCCAUCAGCACUAGGCCGCAGCGAGCGGUUCCUACACACGGUCUUCCCGACCCGCAGCCUGACUGUGCUGGACACCCUCGCCAACAUCGGCCUUCUCUUCUUCCUCUUCCUCGUCGGCCUCGAGCUCGACAUCCACGCCAUCCGCCGGACUGGUAAGAAGGCCCUCGGCAUCGCUGUCGCCGGCAUCACCCUCCCCUUCGUAAUGGGCAUCGGCACCUCCGUUGUCCUCCGUCGUACCAUCUCCAAAGGCGUCAACGCCGGCCCUUUCCUAGUCUUCAUGGGCGUCGCGCUCUCCAUCACUGCAUUCCCAGUCCUUGCCCGCAUCCUCGCCGAGCUCAAGCUCCUCACCACCGACGUCGGCCGGAUGGCCAUGUCCGCAGCUGCUAUCAAUGACGUUGCGGCAUGGAUCCUCCUCGCCCUCGCCAUCGCCCUCUCGGGCACCCACAGCUCUCCUCUAGUCUCCUUAUGGGUACUCCUCACUGGCCUUGCGUUCGUUGCAUUCGCCAUCUUUAUCAUUCGCCCAGCACUAGAAUUCAUGGCAAGACGAUCGCCGGAUGGGGAACCCAUCAAGGAGGUCUACAUAUGCGCAACGCUGUCGGUCGUGCUCGCCGCUAGCUUCGUCACUGACACGAUUGGCAUCCAUGCUCUCUUCGGUGCAUUCAUUGUCGGGAUCAUGGUGCCCAAGGACGGGCCGUUUGCGGGAAUUCUGAUAGAGAAGAUCGAAGAUCUUGUUUCGGGCCUCUUCCUGCCGCUCUACUUCGUCUCAAGCGGUCUGAAGACUAAUAUAACAACCAUAAGUGGGGUCCAGUCGUGGGGGUUGCUGGUGCUUGUCAUAUCGACGGCUUGUUUUGGGAAGAUCGUUGGGACAGUGCUGGUGUCAUUGGCAUUCAAGGUGCCGUACAGGGAGGCGCUUGCGCUAGGUUUUCUCAUGAAUUCCAAAGGGCUUGUGGAGCUUAUCGUUCUCAAUAUCGGCAAGGACCGAAAAGUGUUGAAUGACCAGGCAUUUGCUAUCUUAGUCCUGAUGGCGCUCUUCACCACAUUCAUCACCACACCCAUUGUAACGGCCUUAUACAAGCCAGCGAGGCGCACCUCUCCCUACCACCACCGCACCAUCCAGCAAAACAACCCCGACACGGAACUUCGGAUCCUGGCCUGCUUCCACAGCACUCGCAACAUCCCCACCAUCAUCAAUCUCCUCGAGUCAUCUCGCGGAACCCGACACCACAGCAUCAUCAUCUACGCAAUGCACCUCAUGGAGCUCUCCGAGCGCUCCUCCGCCAUCUCCAUAGUCCACAAAACCCGCCGCAACGGCCUCCCUUUCUGGAACAAGGAGCGUCCCAACACCAACCACAUGGUCAUCGGCUUCGAUACCUACCAGCAGCUCAGUCACGUUACCAUCCGCCCCAUGACUGCCAUCUCCCACCUCUCCUCUAUCCAUGAGGACAUCUGCACCAGUGCUGAACAGAAGCGAGCCGCCAUCAUCCUCCUCCCAUUCCAUAAGCACCAACGCCUCGACGGAACCAUGGAAUCCCUCAGACAUGACUUUCACCAUGUUAACCAGAAUGUUCUACACCACGCCCCAUGCUCUGUCGGGAUUCUCAUUGACCGUGGCCUAGGCGGCACCACCCAGAUUUCUGCCAGUGAUGUCUCCUUCAAUGUAGUCGCCCUCUUCUUCGGUGGUCGUGACGAUCAUGAGGUCCUCGCCUAUGGAGCCCGCAUCGCCGAACACCCGGGGAUCCAGCUCACCGUCCUCAGAUUUGUGGCUGAGGCUGGGAAGUCACUGAUGGGCAGCAACGAUGAUAACAUCAGCAUUAACAUAGAAGCAGACGAGAGAAUGGCAGACGAGGAGUGUAUUUUAAAGUUCCUGACCACUGCAGGGAAUGAAUCGAUAUCUUAUGAGGAGAAGGAAGUAGGAAGUAAGGAAGACAUUGUAGCGAUUCUUGAGACAAUGAACCGGUACAAUCUCUUCCUGGUGGGAAGGAUUCCACAUGUCGCUCCCCUAACAGACAGGACUGACUGUCCUGAACUAGGUCCGGUUGGGUGUUUCCUUGCGUCGUCGGAGUUCUCUACAAUGGCGUCCGUGUUGGUGCUUCAGCAAUAUGUCCCGACUACAAAACUUUCGCCACAGGUUGAUGUCUGAAAAAAUCAGAUUUAAGAAAUGUAGAGUAGAUGAGAUUCGUGUAUUAUUUAAUAAGUGAUGUAGUAAAUUGAAUAAAAAUGUAAGUAGGUUAAUUACUGGGCGUAGCCCAUUUUAAGCCCAAUGGG
Messenger RNA from Magnolia sinica, 2522 nucleotides. Its product is annotated as cation/H(+) antiporter 19-like. Lineage: Eukaryota; Viridiplantae; Streptophyta; Magnoliopsida; Magnoliales; Magnoliaceae. The record is from RefSeq and is a predicted model, not a curated record. Bases 46 to 2397 code for a protein of 783 amino acids. The transcript is spliced from 3 exons. Gene Ontology annotation, cellular component: membrane; endomembrane system. Gene Ontology annotation, molecular function: antiporter activity. Gene Ontology annotation, biological process: proton transmembrane transport; regulation of pH.